AUGUUUAAUAAGAUUUUUAUUUAAAUAAUAUAAUUUCUUGUUUCGAAUAAUAGUUAAAAGAUCCUUUAUUAAUAAUUGAUAUUGCAAAUUUAAUUCCUUAGGAUUUAUAUUAAAUUGGAGAAUUUUCUAAUAAAUUUGACACAGUUUUUAUAUUUUUUUAUUUUUUAUUAAAAUAUUUAUUUUAAUUUUUAGUUCAUUAAUUAUUCCUAAGAAAAAAUUCCUAAAAAUUUUGAUUAAAUAUUACAAAGACCUUUUUUAGAAAGUUUAUUAAUAAGUUUUUAUUUUGCAGAUGAUUUUAUUUUAAGAAAUUGUAUUGGUGAUUUAAUAAAAAAAGUAUGUUGUUAGAAAAGUGAAUUGCUUAAUAAUUUAUAAAACAUAGUUCUUUUAAUAUAUUCUGAUGAUAAAAAAAUGUACAAUCAAAUUUACAGUUUCGUAAAAACACUUAAAAUUUUAGUUUCUUAUAGUUAGGUUUGGCUUUAAUUAGAUAGUAAUAUUGAAGUUUAAGAAAAACUAAGCUAAACUAAUCAAGUUUUGGGAAAAAUUAAAGAAUGCUUGGUAGGAUAAAGCUCAGAUAUUUCUUUAAAAUAAACAAUUUUUAAUAAUAUUAAAGGAUAAGAUUUAAUUAUUGAAUUAAUAGAAAGAGGAUUUAUUCUUUUUCAAAAUAAAAGAGAUUAAUUUUAAUUUAUUAAAAGUGAUUAGAUUCCUUCUUUUGAAAAUAAUACAGCUAUUAAAAUUGUGGAUAUGAUAAAACGCUGCUUUUAAAUUUUACUUUUAUUUUGUUAAAAUAAUUAAGUUAAUCAAGAGUUAAUAUUUAAAUCGAUUUUUAAAAGUCUUUUCGAAAUUAAGGAUUUUAAUUUUGGGCAAAUUUAACUCAUUAAAGAAAUCUUCAAAAAUAAUCAAAAAAUUUUUCAAUUGAUUAAUAUUUCUUUUAUAGAAGACAUAGCUUCUUUUAUUAUAAUUAAUGGUAAAUAUGCUGAAUUUCUUGAAGUUUUUUUAGUACUUUUAACUAAUAAUUAAUAUUAAUAAUUUAAAAAUUUCAAAAAUAUAUAAUGCCAUAUACUCAGGCUUCUUUUUGGAGGAAAUACUUCGAAUUUAAAAAAAAUACAUUUUUUUUUUUAUAAAAAAAAUAAAAAGAUACUUUCAUUAUUAUUAUCUGAUGAUAUUGAAAAAAAUAUGAUAAAUAAAAUUUAAAAUAAUGUUUCUUUCAGUUCUUUACUAAAAUACUUAUUAGACAAUUAAAUAGAACUUUAAUAAUACAAAGAUAAUAUGAGUGAAGUUUAACAAUUAUAAGGAUUUAUUUUAAAAAUUUUAUAUAUAUUUAUCAUUAAAAUGAAAAAAGAAUAAACCAAAACUAUUCUAAGUGAAGAUUAGAAUUUUUAAACGUACAUAAUGUUAAUUACCAAUAAUUUACAAUAAUCAGAAAAUAUAAAUUUAUUAUUUUAGUUAUAGUUAAUUGAUUUAAUUAUUCCUCUUAUUAAUAUUUAUACUGAAAAUAUUUUAAAGGAACAACAAAAAAAUAUUCAUUCAAUUAAUUGUUAAAAAAGCUUUUCUUUUAAAUAAAUUUUAAACUAAUUUGCAAAUUUCUACGUAAGAUAAGCUGAAUAGUAACAAAAUAUUAAAAAAGUUAAAUUUCAAUAAUUAUUAAUAAAAUAAAUUAAAAAAAAAAAAAAAAGAUAUGCAUUAUUAAAUAAUUUAUGGGAAAACAAUAGGCAAAGAUAAAAAUAAAUUAAUAAAUUAUGCUAUUCUUAUAAAAUACCUCUUCCUCAGUUUUUAAAAGAAAAUCAUUAAAAAGCAAGAAAUAAUACUAAAAAUUAAUAUUAAUAAAGUAUGCAUACAUUUAAAAAAGAUGAAGAAGAAGUAUAAUUAAAAGAAUAAGAAGUUAAAUAAAACAUUAAUUUUGAAGAAAGCAAUUAUUUAAACGAAUAAAUGGCUUAUUUAAAUAUUAUUUAAUAAUGGGGAUUGUUUAGGAAUAAUUUUACAAAACAUGAAAAACUUCAAAAUAAUAUAAAAAAAGAAUCGUGUAUUUUCUCUAAUGGAUAUUAAAAUAUUUAAGGAAUUUUUAUGAAAAAUAUCAAAGAAAUGUAAAAAGAAGUCCUUCUCUUGCCCGAAGAUUUAUUAAUUAAAUGUCUAAGUUAUAUUUAAUUCUGGAAAACUAAUAAUAGCAAUUAAGAUAGUGUUAUUUAUAUUUUAAAAGGUUUAUGUAAAUUCCUUAAAGAUGAUGAAAGCGAAAAAAUGAUCGAAAAAUAGUUACUUUUGGAUAAAUUAAAUGGAACUAAAAUUGCUUUAAUGCUUAUUUGGGAAGAAAAUGAACCUGAAAUGCUAUAUUAUUUAGUAAAGUUUCUUAAUUUAUAACUAUAAGGAGGAAAUUUGAAAGUAUAAAGAACUACUUUUGAUUUUUUUUAAAGUAAUCCUUAAUGUGAGAUAUUUUUUUAUAAAAUUCAUUAGAUUUUGGACACAUAAAUGAGUACUUUGGACAACUAUUAUUAGCAAUGUUAAAAAGGAAAAAAAAUUGUUGAAAAAGUGUUAAGAUUAUUAUAACUUUUCUGUGAAGGACAUAAUUUAGAUUUAUAAAAUUAUAUAAGGAAUUAGUUUAAUAGUAAAAAAUCCUAUGAUUUAAUUAGUUAAAUUAUUAAAUUGUUAUGCUCUUUUAAAAUAUGUAAUUCUUUUUACGAAUCUAUUAGUUAAUGUUUUGAUACUUUAACAGAACUUAUUUAAGGACCUUGUAUUUAAAAUUAAUUAGUUAUUAUUAAUAGUAAGUUUUUAGAAUAUGCUGUACUUAUUUUAAGUGGGGAUGAAAAGAUUUUUAUUUUUGAUAAUGAAGAAAAUAGUAAAUAUUUUUUUAAUUUAUUAUAUAAAUAGAUAAAAAGUAAAUAAAGGAUAAAUAAAUACUUAAAUCUUGUAAAAAAAUAAAAACAAUAGAUCUUAAAAUAUAAUUUUAUAUUUAUUUUAUUUAAAAUAAAAGAUAUUAAUAAAAAAGUACCUAUCCACAAAGGAAAAUUUGCCAGAUUAAAAUAUAAAUGCUUAAUAACAAUAGUAAGCUUAUUAGAAGGAAAUUAAAAUUCUAAUGAAAUAAUAUCAUAAAUAAUGCGUACAAUACCAUUUAAUGUAUUAACAAAUAAUAUUACUCACAUAUAUUUACUGUACAAGAAAUAUUCAAAAGAUGAAUAUAAAAUAGACCUUUUUAACAGAGUAGAUGAAGAGAUAAAUGAAAAAACUCCUGAAGAAUAUUAUGAAUUAAUAAUUGAAAAUGGAUUUAAUGCAUAUUCUUUAGUAAAUUUAUUUAUGGAAAAUAAAUAAAUAGUAAUAAAUAAUAAUGAGGAAAUAAAAGAAUAUAUUAACGAAUUCGAAAAAAAUGAGGAAGAAGAAACCCUUCAAAAACUUUUUAAAAUAAACUUUCUGUCCCAAUUUUCAAAAAUAGGAGGUGCUGUGUUAAAUUUAGGAAGAGGAGCAAUAAAAGAUUUAUAUAAAAGUGCAUUUAGAAAAGGAGAAAUUAGCAAAAAGUAAUAGGAGUAAUUUAAAAAUAUAGAAAAAAAAGAAUAAGCAAAAGAAGCCAUUUCGUUUUUUAAAAAUAAUGUUAAAAAAAUUGAAAUUGUAAGAAAUGAUAAACUAUAGUUUAUUUAUUUUCCUAUUUUACCUUUUUGUAAAUUACUUCCUGAUGAAGUAAUAAAUGAUUUUAGAGAAAAAGUUGAUCGUACUUCAACUAAGAGCAAAAUCGGUUGUCUUAUUGAUUAAUCUAAUGACAUAAUUAAUAUUAUGAAACAUGAAGAAAAAUUAAGAUAAAUCUUUGAUAAAAAUAAAAUUUUAGCUAUAUUUUGUCUUAAUGUUAAGUUCUGGGAAAGUGCGGCUUUUUAUGCUGCUUGCAUUAUUAAUUUUAUUAUAAUUUGUAGUUAUAGUGAGUAUUUUAUGGAUCAAAAUAUUUUUUAAAAUGAUCAUAAUUAUAAAAAAAUACUUUAAAAAUCAAGGCUUGAAGAUCCUCGAUUGUUUUUUAAAAAAGAUUAAACAAGUAAUCUUAUAUAUAUAUGUGUUUUUUAUAUAAAUAUUCUUAAAGAUACUCUAUAUAUUAUUUUUGUUUUUGGUAUUCUUAAUUUGUCUUUUUAUUCAAUAGUUGUCGCUGUUUUUUUAAUGAAAAGGGCACCAUUGUUAAUAGGAAAUUACAAAAUUAGGAAUGAGCUUAAUAAAAAAUUUUUUUUUUUUAUAAUAAAUGCUUUAAAAAGUAUACUUAUUUUGUUAUAAGAUUAUUAAAUAAUAUAUUAUUCGUUUAAUAUGGCAAUUGUUAUUUUUGGUUUAGUUAUUCAUCCUUUUCUUUUUGCGGGAUGCUUAUCUGAUAUUUUAAGAACUAAACAUUUAAAAAAUGUAGUUAGGGCAGUUUGGAAUCCUAGAUAUGAAAUACUACUUUUAAUGGUGCUUCUCUUUUUGCUUGAAUAUUAUUUCACCCUUGUUUCUUAUAUACAUUUUUAUGAGGAUUAUUAAGGGAAAUGCAAUAUACUGUGGAAAUGUUACCUUGUUAAUUUUGAUUGGACAUUUAAAGGAGAUGGUGGAGUCGGUACAAUGCUAUAAGAACCGGAAAGUCUGAAAUAUUAUAUUUAAUAAGGAGUAGAAUAUAAUGGAGUUUUACAGAGUCUUGCUGGAAAGUUUUUUUAGAGAUUGAUUUUCGAUAAUUUAUUGAAUAUUUUAAUUAUUUAAAUUCUUAUUAAUAUUUUAAAAGGAAUUAUUGUGGAUAAAUUCAGAUCUUUAAAGGAUGCACUUUAAGAUAGAGAAAAUGAUGAAAAAUUUUACUGUUUUAUUUGUGGAAUUAGAAGAGAAGUUCUUGAUAAAGCUUAAGAAAGUAAAGGAUUUUUUUAUCAUAUUAAAGUAUUUUUGUUUUUUUUUGUUUUUUUUUAAUAUUUUUUAUUUUUUUAGCAAGAACAUUAUAUGUGGAAUUAUAUUUAUUAUAUAGCUUAUAUUCAGUUUAAAGAAUAAACUGAAUAUAAUGGAGAUGAAACUUAUAUUCGGGACAAAAUCAAUAAUUAUGAUCUUGGUUGGUUACCAGUUAAAAGAACUUAAUCAGUUUAUGAAAAAGAAGAUGAUUUAUAAAAAAUUAAUUUAACUAAUAAUAUGAUUGAAAAUGUAAUUUUUAUUUUUUAUUUUUUAUUUUUUAUUUUUAAUAUUUUAUUUUAUUAGAUUAGAGAUAUUAAUGAAAAAAUAAGAAGCUGUUAAUAAAAUAUUAACAAUGAAAUUGAUAAUUAAUAUUUGUUAUUAUAACAAAAAUCGAAUUAAUAAUAAUGA
Molecule: messenger RNA, 5265 nt
Organism: Ichthyophthirius multifiliis
Lineage: Eukaryota; Ciliophora; Oligohymenophorea; Hymenostomatida
Product: MIR domain protein
Exons: 8
Biological process (GO): calcium ion transport
Source: RefSeq, a predicted model, not a curated record